Messenger RNA from Galeopterus variegatus (Sunda flying lemur), 1566 nucleotides. Its product is annotated as HIV Tat-specific factor 1 homolog. The transcript has 10 exons. NCBI's taxonomy places the organism in Eukaryota, Metazoa, Chordata, Mammalia, Dermoptera, Cynocephalidae. The annotation marks the transcript as partial. Gene Ontology annotation, biological process: mRNA splicing, via spliceosome. The record is from RefSeq and is a predicted model, not a curated record. Gene Ontology annotation, molecular function: RNA binding. Gene Ontology annotation, cellular component: U2 snRNP; U2-type spliceosomal complex.
GCCGACAAUGGCGACUGCGCCCGCCUGAGCCGGGCUUCGUUGACGACUAAUUUCGUGACGUUGUCGCGGCAGCCGCCGUCGUCCCAGACCCGCGUCACCUCGGCCUCUUUGCGCUCCUGAAGCGUGCUCCUGGGCUAGGGUGCAAACAUGAACACCAGCCACUUGGAUGGGGAUGAGUUUGAUGAGCAGUUGCGAAUGCAAGAAUUGUACGGAGACACCAAGAACGGCGACAUCCAGAACGAUCCCGGUGGAGAAACCGAUUCUUUCGGGCAGCAGUCGACUGACACCCCCUACGAGUGGGACCUGGACAAGAAGGCUUGGUUCCCCAAGAUCACUGAAGAUUUCAUUGCUACAUACCAGGCCAAUUAUGGCUUUUCUAAUGAUGGUCCAUCUAAUUCUACUGCAAACGUACAGCACAUCAAUACUAGGACUGCAGAGGAACCUCCGCAAAGAAAAACCCCUGAACCCUCUGAUCCCAGAAAGAGGGGAGAAAAAAGAAAGACUGAGUCAGGUUGGUUUCAUGUGGAAGAAGACAGAAAUACAAAUGUAUAUGUGUCUGGUUUGCCUCCAGACAUUACAGUGGAUGAAUUUAUCCAACUUAUGUCCAAGUUUGGCAUUAUCAUGAGAGAUCCUCAGACAGAAGAAUUUAAGGUCAAACUUUACAAAGAUAAUCAAGGAAAUCUUAAAGGAGAUGGGCUUUGCUGUUAUUUGAAGAGAGAAUCUGUGGAACUUGCAUUAAAACUUCUGGAUGAAGAUGAAAUUAGAGGCUACAAAUUACAUGUUGAGGUGGCAAAGUUUCAACUGAAAGGGGAAUAUGAUGCCUCAAAGAAGAAGAAGAAGUGUAAAGACUAUAAGAAGAAGCUGUCUCUGCAACAAAAGCAGUUGGAUUGGAGACCUGAGAGGAGAGCAGGGCCAUCUCGGAUGCGCCAUGAGCGAGUUGUCAUCAUCAAAAAUAUGUUUCAUCCUAUGGAUUUUGAGGAUGAUCCAUUGGUGCUGAAUGAGAUCAGAGAAGACCUUCGAGUAGAGUGUUCAAAGUUUGGACAAAUUAAGAAGCUCCUUCUCUUUGAUAGGCACCCAGAUGGUGUGGCCUCUGUGUCCUUUAGGGAUCCAGAGGAAGCUGAUUAUUGUAUUCAAACUCUUGAUGGAAGGUGGUUUGGUGGCCGUCAGAUCACUGCCCAAGCGUGGGAUGGGACUACAGAUUAUCAGGUGGAAGAGACCUCAAGAGAAAGGGAGGAAAGGCUGAAAGGAUGGGAGGCUUUCCUCAACACUCCUGAGGCCAAUAAAGGCCUUCAGCGUUCCAAUUCCGUCUGUGCUUCAGAAAGGGCAGGGCCUUCUAGAAUAAGGCAUUUUUCAGAGCACCCUAGCACAUCUAAAACGAAUGCUCAAGAAGCUGCAACUGGAAUGGCAUUUGAAGAACCUAUAGAUGAGAAGAAGUUUGAAAAGACACAAGAUGGGGGAGAAUUUGAAGAAGAUGCUUCUGAAAAAGAUGCUAAAGAAAGUGGUCUCCAAAAAGAGGCUGAAGAAGGCUGCCCCCAAAAAGCAUCUGAAGAGAGCAGUCCUAAAAAG